Messenger RNA from Cheilinus undulatus (humphead wrasse), 871 nucleotides. Its product is annotated as transmembrane protein 176B-like. The transcript has 7 exons. NCBI's taxonomy places the organism in Eukaryota, Metazoa, Chordata, Actinopteri, Labriformes, Labridae. Gene Ontology annotation, cellular component: membrane. The record is from RefSeq and is a predicted model, not a curated record. Bases 96 to 821 code for a protein of 241 amino acids.
CGUCUCACAGAUGUUGUCAGACUGGUUCUUUCAGGCAUAGCGCAACUGUUUUGAUUUUGUUCCUGUUGACACAAACAGGCUCCAGGAUCAGCAGGAUGUCUGUGACCAUGACCAAAACUGAUGGGGUCACUAUGCUCACUUCAGCCGCCGACCCUGAAAGCUCAUGUCCUCCACUGUGCCAGAUCCUCAAAGGCCUCUGUUGCAGCCCAGCUUGCUACUCUGUGUCGGAGCGGCUGAAGAGGGUCCAGGGAGCCUCUCAGUCAGUGCUGGGGGCUAUACAAAUCAUGGCUGGGCUGCUCACCCUCGGUCUUGGAACGAUCCUUUAUGAGAGUGGCAUCACCCCCUGGUCGUCUCUUGACUAUACCUUGUAUCACUUUUGGUUAGGUGCUCUGUUCAUUUUCUUCGGUUGCAUGUGCAUCCUGUCAGAGAAACGCCCCAGUCCCUGUAUGGUCGUCCUCAAUGUGCUUCUGAACCUAGUAGGAGUUGGGUUUGCCAUCACAGGCGUAGUCCUCUACAUCCUGAACACCUUCCUCAUGUGGCUAUAUUGGGGAAGUUGUGACCCAAAUGACUACAGGGACAACUACAGGUACAACUAUAGGGAACGGCCAACCUCGACUCGGUCUCCAGAGGAUCAGCUGAUGAUGAAGAAGUGCAUGGAGGGCAGAGAACUGACUCUGCUGCUUUUUAAAAGCAUCAACGGCAUGCUGAUCGUCAUUUCACUCCUGGAGCUCUGUGUUGCCAUGUCUUCUGUUACCUUAGGGGUCAAGGCUUUGAAGAGAAGUGGCAAGACAGAGAACAAGUCUUCUACUUCAUCAUCCUGAUCUCUGUCCCUGCUUUCUUUACCACAAUUAUCCUCAUCUUGCUCUCUGUC